Messenger RNA from Brettanomyces nanus, 1170 nucleotides. RefSeq lists its product as uncharacterized. NCBI's taxonomy places the organism in Eukaryota, Fungi, Ascomycota, Pichiomycetes, Pichiales, Pichiaceae. The transcript has 2 exons. The coding region runs from base 1 to 1170 and encodes 389 amino acids. Gene Ontology annotation, molecular function: fluoride transmembrane transporter activity. Gene Ontology annotation, cellular component: membrane. The record is from RefSeq and is a predicted model, not a curated record. Gene Ontology annotation, biological process: fluoride transmembrane transport.
AUGAAGACAGAUGAAAUUCAUCAGCAACUCGACGUACCUCCCACUAAGCAGGAAGUAGAGACAGCUAGACAGGUGAAGCCGUUGAGGAUGCCGCAUUUCAUCCGAGCUCGUGGUAUUGCAAACGUCGAAGAAGCGCCCUACUCGAAAAGAUACAUCGUAAUUCUACAGAUUGUAUUCUUUACGAUCCUCGGAACGAUAUCUCGAUUGGCCAUGAUCCGGCUUACCAACUAUGAAGGUGCAUACAUAAACUAUUCGCUAGGAACAUGUCUCUGGUGUAACUUCACCAGUUGUUUUGUACUAGGACUAUGCAACAACCUAUUUACUUUCUGGAGUUCAGUACUUAAAGGAUCCAAUAAGACCAAUAUGAAGCAGUUUGCCAUGCAUACUGGAAUAACGUUUGGUUUCUGUGGUGCUUUCUCCAGUUUGGCUGCUCUUCUAGUUGAAGCCACAUUCAAAGCUGACAACAUCGUUUCAGGUGGCUAUAACGCCUCUUCUCGUGGCUAUGGAGCCACUGAGUUUUUUGGAGUGAUCUUUGUUCAAAUGGGUGUCUGUGUUUUGGGUUAUCUUUUGGGUAAGGACACUGCAGCCUUGUUGGACAUCUUUAAGGGGACCGCCUUGCUGGCCAGGUACUGGAAAUACAGAAACGUAAGAAUAGCAGAGAACAUUUUUGCUGCCUUGGGUCUAUUGGGUAUCAUAGGAAACAUCUUGGCUGUAGGGUUACUACCUCUCUCCAACAGCUAUAAAAAGCAUUACGCCAUUCCUGUUCUCCUAGGAAUUCCCGGAAGCCUUUUAAGAUUCCAUCUCUCCUGGAUGAAUGGUGCGCUUUCUCUGGCAGACUGGUUUCCUUUAGGUACUUUGGUAUCCAAUAUGUGCUCUACUACCAUUAUGGGGGCUCUCAAUAUUCUCUUAUAUGGCUACUAUGAUAAGGCCGAAGGGACAAUGAUUGUCACCGUUCCAGUGCAACGUAUCGUAGUCAAGGCGUUUGAAACUGGCUUCUGUGGAUGUCUCAGCUCCAUUGCUUCCGUGAUGAAUGAAUUGUACAAUCUUGACCAUCCCGUUCAGAGGUACACCUACUCUUUCAUUACCUUCCUAUGCUGCUGGCUUCCUAUAUUUAUCAUCGGUAGUGCCUACAAUUGGACCCGAGGUUUCAACACGGACUACGGUGUAUAA